Syngnathus acus (greater pipefish) is the source of this 1766-nucleotide messenger RNA. RefSeq names its product ssu-2 homolog, related sequence 1 (gene ssuh2rs1). NCBI's taxonomy places the organism in Eukaryota, Metazoa, Chordata, Actinopteri, Syngnathiformes, Syngnathidae. The record is from RefSeq and is a predicted model, not a curated record. The coding region runs from base 211 to 1386 and encodes 391 amino acids. The transcript has 14 exons.
CCGGAACACCCCUUUUUUUCCUGGAAGGGGGGCUGCCAAAUGCCAAGCCUCUCGAUGUUGGGAAAUCGACGUUCGACAGCACGUCGUGAAUGUUGACCUCUGAAUCUCCACUACAAUCUGACUCUUUGACCAAGACGGAAACUUUUAGCUGACAUUGUGUUUUCUGACGCGUGAUAAAGAAAAAGGUAAAAGAACAUCCACCACAUCAACAUGGACUACAAGCCAAUCAUAAACGACGCAACAGCGAGUUACGGCGUGGCCAAUCCGGGUUACAUCCAAGCUGUCAGCGGUCCUUCUGCAAUGUUUGCCCCACCCGCGCCAGACUCUCAAGGGCCGAGCGCUCCACCUGCGAACAUGUUUGACAACAUGCCCGGCUAUGAAGGCACUGUGGCUGGCGGAGGAGGUGGAUUUCUGCCUCCUCCAAUGCCAACGCAACCGACUCCACUGCCGCAACCAGGACCUGAACAACCACAAUGGAAUAUUCCAUCAAUAAGUGAGACUACAGCGCGGGAGGCUUUUGGACUGUGGGUCUCCAGCAAGUGUUGUUAUAGUUCAGCACCAGUCAAAGAUGGAGUGAUCACCAACAUGGAGGCUUUCAAUACAUACAGGUACCGGCUGGAAACUUUCACUGAAUCGAGAUCCACUGAGUGGAGUCACGAACCAUAUAUUGGCCAGCCAGUGGAUGCAUACGCCCAAGCUCCUCCAGGUCCCUGGGAUAUUCCUGCUACAGCCCCCAGUUAUUUUAAAGAUAGUAAACAGAUCAUCAAAGUUCCCUACACUUCAUCUAUGAAGUGCUGUCAUGUUUGCGUGGGAGCGGGGCGGGCACCUUGCAAAGACUGUACCGGUGCGGGCAAUAAAAUAUGUUGGGUGUGCAAUGGAGCUGGUUUCCGCCACGGAAAUGAGCGAUGCAAUCAUUGUUUUGGAAGAGGGCGGGAAAACUGCAACGGCUGCCAGGGGCAAGGAUUCAGACAGUGCCCUACGUGUCAUGGAAAACAGCAGCUUUUAGUCUAUAUCAACCUCACGAUAGAAUGGACCAGCCACUCUGAUGACUAUGUUGUGGAGCAAUGCAGUGGACUUAAAUUGGAUAACCUUAGCAAAGUGUCUGGCAAGGAGCUUUUGAGGGACUCUCAGUACUUGGUAUAUCCAGUGACGGGAUUCCCAGACCCUGCUGUGGUAAGUGCUGCACAUCGUUUAAUCAUGGAACACCAGGGCAGGUUUUCCCAGACCUCGCGCAUUCUUCAACAGCUUCAAACUAUCGAACUGAUUCCUGUCACCAAGGUGACCUACUCAUGGAAAGGGAAAACCAACAUUUACUUUGUCUAUGGAAAUGAAUUUAAAGUCAGUGCAGACAAGUACCCUGCCACCUGUUGCUGCACUGUAAUGUAGCUGCAGAAGCCGAUGUGAUUGCACUCUCUCAACAAUAAUCAAAUCAUAACCAAUACGAACAAUCACCCUGCUACCUGUUAGAUAGCGAUGAAACUGCAGAUUACAGCGUGACCAUAUUUUUCGCUCACAUCAAAAAUUAAAUAAUUGUUAUUGUAUGUUUUGUGUAUUUACUGUACGGCAGUAUACAGUACCUUAAAAAAUCAUGACAAAAAUUCAUGCUACACUCAAAACCAUAUAUCCCUUAAAUGCAUUGUAGAUUGAACUUAUUUUACUUUUUUAUUUUUCUGUAUGAUUUCUGUCACAAUAUUUCAAACAAAUGUAUAUUUUUCACUUCAAAUGUUUUGUAUAAUUAUGAAAGACUGCUUAUGCUUUUGCAUAAA